CUUGCUUUGGUUUUGUUAUAGAAAUUAAAUAUUUAAGCACAAACCAAAGUUUUUUUGAAAUGGAGAAGCUCUCUCUUCAAAUGUUGUUUAUCUCAUUCUUCUGUGCCAUUCUUUUGGUUUCAUGGCCUGCUAUGUCUCAAGAAGUUGAGGAUCAGAGAGAGUUCGAUUAUAACGCGUUGGGAAUUAGAGGACCUUCCCAUUGGGGAAAUCUUAGACCAGAAUGGCAUACCUGCAAGGCUGGAGCGAUGCAAUCUCCUAUUGAUUUAUUGCAUCAGAGAGUCCAAAUUGUGCCCCAUUUUACUGACCUCACAAUCAACUAUAGGCCUUCUAAUGCAACUCUCAGGAAUAGAGGCCAUGAUAUAAUGUUGAAAUGGGGUGAUGGAGCUGGAUACAUAAGAUUGAAUGGAACUCAAUAUUUUCUCAGACAGUGUCAUUGGCACUCACCCUCUGAGCACACUAUCAAUGGCAGAAGGUUUGCUUUAGAAGCUCACUUGGUGCACCAGAGCCAAACUGGAGGCAUUGCUGUUAUUGGAAUUCUCUAUAACAUUGGACAAGCUGACGAUUUCUUAACUAGAAUAAGAAGUCAUUUGGAAGGAAUUUCAACUUCAAGGACAGAUAGAGUAUUGAAUGUGACCAAUCCAUCUCAGUUAAAUAUGCAAAGCAGUCUAUAUUAUAGAUAUAUUGGCUCUCUAACAGUUCCUCCAUGCUCCCAAAAUGUUAUUUGGACUGUGGCAAGAAAGAUCAGGACUGUUACACCCCAACAAGUGCACUUGCUUCGUACCGCGGUUCACGAUGACUCAAACACUAAUGCGAGGCCUUUGCAACCUCUCAACGAUAGAAGUAUUCAACUUCGUGUCAAAUCAGACGUGGAUUGAAGGGUAGACGAUUAAUGUCACAAACACAUACAAAGGAGAAAUAUCGAAAGAUUCCUUUGCGUUGAAAGCUCUUUAGCCUCCCAUAAUGAGUGUUAGUAAUGUGCAGGAAUAAUAAGACUAGUCCUAGUCGCCAUGUCCUUCGAUUUUUCUUUCCUAGCAUCGGUAUUAUACAUGUCUUUAUUUUAUGUUUGUCACACCUGUUAUGAAAUAUUUAUUUAUUUUCCAUAAUAAAAGCAUUAUUGUGUUGUAUUA
This is a messenger RNA of Momordica charantia (bitter melon), 1127 nucleotides long. RefSeq names its product alpha carbonic anhydrase 7. Gene Ontology annotation, molecular function: zinc ion binding; carbonate dehydratase activity. Gene Ontology annotation, biological process: one-carbon metabolic process. NCBI's taxonomy places the organism in Eukaryota, Viridiplantae, Streptophyta, Magnoliopsida, Cucurbitales, Cucurbitaceae. The record is from RefSeq and is a predicted model, not a curated record.